Marasmius oreades (fairy-ring Marasmius) is the source of this 1355-nucleotide messenger RNA. RefSeq lists its product as uncharacterized. Lineage: Eukaryota; Fungi; Basidiomycota; Agaricomycetes; Agaricales; Marasmiaceae. The transcript has 11 exons. Gene Ontology annotation, molecular function: protein serine/threonine phosphatase inhibitor activity. The record is from RefSeq and is a predicted model, not a curated record. The coding region runs from base 30 to 1355 and encodes 441 amino acids.
UUCGGCUUCCUUGCAAGGCUGGAACGUUCAUGUCGCAAACGAGGAGGCUCUCUCAGUCGUUUACCCAGUCACAGGUAGAUUCAAUAUCCGCGUCGAGUGCGGUCUUACCACCGGAAUCAGAGGUGUGGACUGCCAGAUGGAAUGAAGUCUUUGCCAGGGAUAUUAUCGACUCCCGUAUUGUCACCGUUAGUGCAGAAAUCAGUGUAGAGGACGCUUGCGACAAACUUCUCUCGGAAGAUAUUCCUUGCCUUGCGAUACAAGCAAAUCAGGAGAUCCAUGAACUUUCCGGACUCUUUGACUAUGCAGACGUGAACGCUUUCUUGACACUCGCCGCGACGAAACACAGGUUUGGUCCAGAAAACCUUCACGACAAUCCCCGCGUUGAAGAUAUCUUCAAAGCUGCAAAGGCUGGAGAUGUGCCAGUAUACAUCGUCAGCAAUCUUUCCGAGAAGAACCCCCUCAAAGUCUUACCCCACGACGCGACGAUCAUAUCUUUAUUGGAGAUAUUUGCCAAAGGGACUCAUCGAGUGGUCAUCAGAUCAUCUCCACCUUCAACGAACUAUGACGGAUUUGUCUCUGACCGUCGACUACUAUCGUGGUUUGCUGCUUUUGCAGAGGAAACCCCAUCUCUUCGAUUGUUUAUAUCUAACUCUCUCCGAAAUCUCUCGUUUCCGUUGCUCAAUAUCUUCUCUUCCGUUGUGGCAACAACCUCGAAAUCCACUGUUCUAGAAGCGAUGCGCCUGAUGAGUGACGAAGGAGUGAGCAGUAUUGCAAUUCUUGACGACGACGUUGGAACCCUUCUUAGCGCCGUUAGUGUCACAGACAUCGCAAAGAUUGUAGUACCUUCUCAGGGUAAUCAGAUCUUGCAUGCACCUUUGCAUCAGUUCAUUUCCUACAUCAAGGAUCCGGAUGGCUCCACCGACGGCGUUGAUAAAUUUCCCGUUUACUCUGUCAGCCCGAAUAGCACUCUUCUCUAUACCAUACAGAAGAUUUUAGCCACGAACGCCCACCGGGUUUUUGUCAUGCACGAAUCAUCGCCCGAGUCGUGCUCCCCCAUCGUAUCGUCAUUAUCUGCCGGGAAUCUAAGUGGAAUCGUUUCCAUAGUUGAUAUUCUGUCACUCUUUGCAAGAUUAGCGAACGUGCAAGAUGUUGACCCCACUCGGAUGCAGCGACACCGCAGAGCUUCAUCUGUGUCCUCUCAAUCAUCAAGGUCAGACAGAAUCGAAUUUGCUCGGUCAAGAUCUAGCAGCAGGGCCAGUGGGGUCAAAAUCUCUAUCAACCAGCCCAAAAUUCAGAGCACUCGUACAUCCGUCCCUGGCUUGGACUCAUCAACAUCACCGGGCUUCAAAACGUGA